Photinus pyralis (common eastern firefly) is the source of this 3632-nucleotide messenger RNA. RefSeq lists its product as uncharacterized. Lineage: Eukaryota; Metazoa; Arthropoda; Insecta; Coleoptera; Lampyridae. The coding region runs from base 1334 to 2956 and encodes 540 amino acids. The transcript is spliced from 3 exons. Gene Ontology annotation, molecular function: catalytic activity. The record is from RefSeq and is a predicted model, not a curated record.
AUCGAGUGCGGACGUGUUUUCAGCGCUCUGUGUUUAGUUUAAUUAUAAAAUCUAAAAAAAAACCAACGAUCAUGUCUGAAGUGUGUCAAAAGUGUACAUUUAAUAUUACGUCCACUCAGCAAAAAAUUAAAUGUGUAAGGUGUUCGAAGAGAUAUCAUAUCAAUUGCAUGAACCCAACAAUCGGGGAAUUGCAAUAUUUGAAAGAUAACAAAGAGAAAUGGCAAUGUCUUACAUGCAUCGAAUCUAAUACGAAAUUACGAAACACUGGCAGCUCAUCAUAUUAUGUUCCAGAUGAGAUCCCAGCAUCUGUGGAUGUGGAUCCUAAUGACGGUCAACUAAAUACGUCAACUGCACUUGCACACAUCAUAGGUCAACUGAAAACUGUUUUAGAAGUACAAUCAGAAACAACUACGUCGAUCAAUUUAUGUCACGAAAAAAUUGAUGAGUUGAACAACAACUUCAAAAAACUAAGCGAUGCGGUGACAGCCUGUGAAAAAAAUAUUGAAGCUUUAGAAACUAAGAACGUAAUUCUUCAAAGGGAAAACAGUGAGAUUAAAGAAAAAUUAAAUGAGUUGGAACAGUACACCCGGAAAAAUAUCUUUGAAGUAUAUGGCGUGCCGGAAUCCCCAGGAGAAAAUAUUGCCGUUGUUGUCCAAGCAGUGGCCAAUUCGAUAGGGUUUAAAUUGGAAAGAUGGAUGAUCGAUACUACUCAUCGGUUGCGAAAAAACGCAAAUCGUCCGGAUCAAGCCAGGGGAAUCAUUAUUAAGUUCGUACGCAGAUUAGAUAAAGAAGAGUUCAUGAGGUUAAAGCGAGUUAAACGUGAACUUAAAGUAAGUGAUUUAGGUUCCGAUUUUCGUAAUUUAAUAAAGCAAGACAAUUACAUCUAUGUGAACGAUUCGCUCACGGUUACCAACAAGAUAUUGUUAAAUAAGGCGCGUGAGUUUAAAAAACAAAACAACGUAAAAUAUUUGUGGAUACGGAAUGGCAAAAUAUUUAUGCGUGUCAAUGAGCAGAGCCGCGUUUAUGAAAUAAAAUCAAGUAAUGAUCUUCGGGAUGUCCACUGAUCGAGUUUCGGUGAUGGUUUAUCACACUAUAGUGUUUUUUUUGUUGUUUUUCAAAACAUUACGGAGAAAAUGCUCUUAUUUUAUUGUCUUUAAAUUUUUGUUUGACUUUUAUACAUCACAAAGCCAAUAGUAGUUUAGUUACGUGCGUUCGUUGGAAAUUUGUGAAUUUAUCUGCAGCUGCUUUCUUCAAAGUUAUCGCCGAACAUUCCUACAUAAACAAUAGCCCCACUGUUAGUUUUAGCAUGAUGUGUUUAUCAAUAAGAUGUUAGAUGAGUAGGAAUAUUUUAGGAAUUGCACACUUAAAUGCCCAAUCUCUUCGUAAUAAUUUUUCAGAAUUCAAGGAUCUCGCAUUUGAGUGCAACUUUGACAUAAUAGGAAUAACAGAAACGUGGUUAUCGCCCGAAGUACCUAGUGAUGCAGUUCACAUAAAUGGGUAUAAGUUUAUUCGAAAGGAUCGCGUAGCGAGAGGUGGAGGCGUAGGUAUAUAUGUUAAAAGUGAAUUUGUUUUUUCAAUUUUAGAGCAAUCCGAAUCGCACUCAGCCAGUGAACAGUUAUGGAUCUUAUUAAAAAUAAAUAGAAUCCAAUUAGCUCUUGGAAUUCUAUAUAGGCGACAGGAAUUUGGAUGUGAUGUGUUUCUCAGUGAAUUGGAAAAUUCGGUUGUAUCUGUAUUACCUAUUACUGAUGAAAUAGUGUGCUUGGGUGAUUUUAAUAUAAAUAUGCUCAAUUUAAAUAAUCGUGAUACAUUAAAGUAUACAACUAUGAUAGACUUCUUCAGUUUAAAACAAAUCAUCCAAGAACCUACACGCGUCACUCGUACAACGUCUACUUUAAUAGACCACAUUUUGGUUAGUGAAGGUAAGGUAAUCAUUGAGUGUGGUGUAAUUGGUUCGCAUGGUUUGUCUGAUCAUUGUUUAAUAUAUUGUCAGUACCCACUUCACAGUAACGUGGAAAUGAAAAGCCAUUUACAUACUUACCGGGACUUUAAUCGCUUCAACCAAAAAACCUUUGAUGCUGACUUGCAAGCUAUUCCAUGGCAUCUAAUGAUUCAUUUACGUGAUGUAAACGAUAAAAUUCACUUUUUAAAUGCUAAUCUUACAGAGUUGUUCAAUAUUCAUGCUCCCAUUAGAACUAUUAAAAUUGUUAAAAAAAAUCCUCCCUGGAUGACUGAUAAUAUCAAAUUUAUGAUUAAACUACGAAAUAAGUCCCUUGUCAAGUUUAAACGAACGCUUAAGGAUACUGAUUGGAAUUAUUACAAACAGUUACGGAAUUACACUACCUUUGCAGUUAAACAGGAGAAAAAAGCAUAUAUUGAAUUUAGACUCAAUCAAAAUAAACAUAAAACGUUAUGGCAAGAUUUAAAUAGGACUAACAUAUAUACAAAAGCAGAGUCUCAUGAAGUACCUAUUCAUCUUAGUGAUCCUAACAAAAUUAAUGAGGCAUUUGUAAAUUCAAGUAAAUCUUUGUCUACCGUUAAUUUCAACAACCUUAUUCGAUUCUAUUGCGAAGAUUUUCCACAAAAGUUUGGGACAAAUUUUCAAUUUUCAUUAACUGAUGGCCAAGCAAUAUUAAAAAUCUUAUCAAAUAUCAAAAGUAAUGCGGUUGGAACUGAUGAACUGAGUAUAAAAAUGUUACGACUUUGCUGUCCCUUUAUUGUUCCUUACGUGACACAUAUUAUCAAUUCCUGCAUAAUCGAUUCGAUCUUUCCAGACUCCUGGAAAACCGCAAAGGUUAUUCCUGUACCUAAAUCAAAUGCACCAACUGACUAUAAGGACUUAAGACCAAUUAGUAUCCUUCCAUGUUUAUCAAAAGUUUUCGAAAAAAUUAUGAUGACUCAAAUGCAAAGCUAUAUGCAAUCCAUUGAUAUUAUCCCCGAGACACAAUCGGGAUUUUGAUCGGGUUUUAGUUGUGAAACUUCUCUUUUAAAUAUAACUGAUGAUAUAUUGAGCAGUGCUGAUAGUGAUGAACUGUCCGUGUUGAUUAUGCUUGACUACUCGAAGGCGUUUGACACCAUAAGACAUGAUGUUAUGGUGUCAAUCCUGAGAUGUAUUGGUUUCGACGAGUCUGCUACUUCUUUAAUUGAAAAUUACCUUACUAAUCGCAGCCAGAUAGUGAAAAUAAAAGACUCUCAAUCUAUCUCUUUACCAAUUAUCAAUGGAGUACCUCAAGGUUCAAUUCUUGGUCCCCUGUUUUACGUUAUAUAUACCUUUAAUUUAAAAUCUUCUCUAAAAUUUUGUAAAUAUCAUUUAUAUGCUGAUGACACUCAGUUGCAUUACAGUUUCAAGCCUAUAGAUUUGCCUGUUGCCUUGGUUCAUAUUAACACUGAUCUUAACAGUCUAGUGGAUUACUCAGAGGCUCAUGGGUUACAAAUUAACAUAUCUAAAUGCUACCUUAUGCUAUUAGGCAAACGGAAGACAAGAGAAAAGUAUAUAUCUCAAAUAAAUAUUAUGAUAAGGGAUACUCCAUUGGGUGUUAAGAGCAGUGUUAAGAACCUAGGGCUUAUUAUAGAUGAUGAACUUAGGUUUCGACAGCAUAUAUCUAAAAAUGUGCAAAAGGCAUUUAUUAAUCUAA